AUGCAGCGAACUUUUGCAAGGCAGCUACUCCUUGCUGCUCAAAGGCAACGCCCAGUACUCUCCACAUCUAGAGCACCUCGUCGCAUCGACUCCAAAACGUCGAAAAUCGAGUUUUCAUCAACGAGUUACUAUAGAGCCAGCAUCAGCCCCACGAUCUCUCUAGAUCCGCAAACAGAACUAGCUAAAGAAUGGUUUGAAAAGGGCGCUCGAGCAUGGCAAGAAGGCGACUUGGAAAAUGCUCUUGACUGCUACGAGAAGAGCGCAUGGUCUAAACCCACUGCUGAUGCCUACUUCAACGCAGGCAACGUUCUGCACUCCAUGGGCCAACACGACAAAGCAAUCGACGCAUGGAAACGGUCCUUGAACUUGGAUGACAAGAGGCCGGACGCUCAUGUAAACAUUGGAAACUGUUAUGCUUUAAUCCUGAAAGACUUGAAGCAGGCUAUAAAUCACUUGGAGAAGGCGGUAGCACUUGAUCCAACAGAUGGCGAGAUUAGAUUUAAUCUGGGUGCUAUAUUGGAUGCUACUGGGGAUACGGAACGGGCGAUAGAAGAGUAUGGUGCUGCUGAAAAAUAUGGAGUAGAGAGAGCUAAAGUCAAUUUAAAAAACGCCAAGAUUAAGCUGUUGGCAAAGAAGGCUAAAUCUGAUGGUACUGAGUCCAAAUAG
Molecule: messenger RNA, 666 nt
Organism: Synchytrium microbalum
Lineage: Eukaryota; Fungi; Chytridiomycota; Chytridiomycetes; Synchytriales; Synchytriaceae
Exons: 3
Coding region: 1-666 (221 amino acids)
Molecular function (GO): protein binding
Source: RefSeq, a predicted model, not a curated record